Daldinia vernicosa is the source of this 2337-nucleotide messenger RNA. Its product is annotated as Flavocytochrome c. The transcript has 4 exons. Lineage: Eukaryota; Fungi; Ascomycota; Sordariomycetes; Xylariales; Hypoxylaceae. The coding region runs from base 194 to 2080 and encodes 628 amino acids. The record is from RefSeq and is a predicted model, not a curated record. Gene Ontology annotation, molecular function: oxidoreductase activity; FMN binding.
AGAAGGUCAACUAGUAAAACAGUUACAACGAAAUAUCAAGCCCCGACAUCCCUUUCGCAUUUCUUCUCAUCUUCAUCUUAAACAUUUUCAAGCUACCUACUUCUCAUCCUUUCCUCUCAUUUCUCCUGCCACCUCUACAUCAUUCGCACCAGUAGCCAGGCAGUUCCGUAUAAUAUAUAUCACACCAAUCAAAAUGGCACCUCGAGUAAUCGUCGUUGGCGGUGGCUUAUCCGGUCUGAGUGCUGCGCACACAAUUUACUUGGCCGGUGGUAAUGUUGUGGUCCUCGAUAAGCAAGGUUUCUUUGGAGGAAACUCAACCAAGGCCACAUCAGGAAUCAAUGGUGCUUUAACACGAACACAAGUUGAUAACAACAUCAAGGAUAGCGUAAAGCAGUUUUACGAUGAUACCCUCAAAUCCGCACGAGAACAGGCUAGACCAGAUCUCAUCAAGGUCCUCACCUACAGGUCAGCAGCCGCAGUUGAGUGGUUACAAGAUGUCUUCAAUCUAGAUUUGACUUUAGUUUCGCGACUUGGUGGUCACUCUCAACCUAGGACACACCGAGGGCACGAUGCCAAGUUCCCUGGUAUGGCUAUCACAUACGCCUUGAUGCAGAGGUUAGAAGAGCUCGCCGAGACCGAACCCGAACGCGUCCAGAUUAUCAAGAAGGCUCGUGUCACAGGCUUAAAUAAGGAUGGUAACAAGGUCACCGGUGUCACAUACGAGUCUGGCGGUGAAAGCGCCACUCUCGAGGGCCCCGUCGUUCUAGCUACCGGUGGUUACGCUGCGGACUUUGGCGAUAACUCGUUGUUGCAAAAGCACAGGCCCGAUACCAUCGGCCUCGCCACUACCAACGGCUCACACGCCACCGGUGACGGUCAGAAGAUGGUUAUGGCUAUCGGUGGAAACGGAAUUGACAUGGACAAGGUCCAGGUUCACCCUACGGGUCUCGUCGACCCCAAGGACCCUGGCUCGAAGUGGAAGUUCUUGGCCGCUGAGGCCCUGCGUGGUGAGGGUGGUCUCUUGCUCAACGCCGACGGCGACCGAUUCUGCGAUGAGCUCGGCCACCGAGAUUACGUCUCGGGCAUGAUGUGGAAGGAGAAGGAGAAGGGCAAGUUCCCCAUCCGGCUAGUGCUCAACUCCAAGGCUUCCAAUGCUUUGGACUUCCACACCCGCCACUACUCUGGUCGUGGCCUGAUGAAGAAGAUAAGCGGCAAGCAACUCGCCAAGGAGAUAGGUUGCUCUCCCGAGCAUCUCCAGAAGACAUUCACUACCUACAAUGCUAUCGCCGAGGGUAAGCAGAAGGACCCCUGGGGCAAGAAGUUCUUCCACAACUUGCCUCUGGACAUCAAUGACGACUUCCACGUCUCAUUGAUGGAGCCGGUCCUUCACUUCACCAUGGGUGGUAUCGAGAUCAACGACAAGGCCCAGGUCCUAAACCAGGAGAAGAAGCCUUUCGAUGGUCUAUACGCCUGUGGCGAGUUGGCUGGUGGUGUCCACGGUGCGAACCGACUUGGUGGGUCCUCGCUUCUAGGCUGUGUCGUCUACGGCCGCGUUGCUGGAGAAUCGGCCAGCAACUACUUGUUCCAACAGGCUCUUUCAGGUUCCGCUGGAGCUGCUCAGCGUCUUGGACAGAUCUCCUUACACAUUGACCCGUCUCAACCGGGCAAGGUAUCCGUCGAGUGGGGAAGUGGUGCCUCUAGCUCAUCAUCCGGGGGUGCUGGUCAAAAUACCAGUGCGGCCGGCCCUACUCCGAAUGCGGAUGGUGGCAAGUCAUCCCAGCCCGCAUCAAAGGCUCAGAGCGCAAAAAAAUUUGAGGUGCCGGAGAAGGAGUUCACAUUAGAAGAGGUAGCCAAGCACAACAAGAGGGAGGACCUCUGGGUUGUCGUCAAGGGUGUCGUCAUGGACCUGACGAACUGGCUGGACGAGCACCCCGGUGGUCCCCAGGCUAUCAUGAACUUCAUGGGCCGGGAUGCGACAGAAGAAUUUGAGAUGUUGCACGACGAUGAAGUCAUCCCCAAGUACGCACCUCAGCAAGUAAUAGGGCGCGUUAAGGGACAGAAGAUCACUCUCGAAAUCUAAGCAAAAUAUCAAUCGGACGGCGCUUCGGGAAUUGCUUUACAUUUGCAAAUAUCAUUUCGAUUUUUCAACCUUAUUCUUCCGCGCAAUGAGAUGCGCGAGAGGCACCCAGAUUCAUUCGGGCGGAUAGUAAAAUUAGCUGGGCGAGACGCUUCUUGUUACAUUGGGCCGACGGCCUGGCUGUAUUGAUAGUAUAGGACUGUGUCAGAUGUAUGAUGUAUCAGCAUUUAGGAAUAUAUCACUUGGAUUUUGUUGUUUUA